Molecule: messenger RNA, 5263 nt
Organism: Brienomyrus brachyistius
Lineage: Eukaryota; Metazoa; Chordata; Actinopteri; Osteoglossiformes; Mormyridae
Product: transmembrane protein adipocyte-associated 1 homolog
Exons: 12
Coding region: 2674-3813 (379 amino acids)
Biological process (GO): G protein-coupled receptor signaling pathway
Cellular component (GO): plasma membrane
Molecular function (GO): G protein-coupled receptor activity
Source: RefSeq, a predicted model, not a curated record
GGUUAAGUCAGAGGCUGCAAGAGACGUAGUGAAGCCAAUAUAGCCAAGCCAAAUGACAGUUUAACUCUGACCGGGGAAAUAACCCAAUCUACUGGAAACGUAUUGAAGUUAGCAAAGUCAGACGGCCAAGAAGUAAUCAAAACACAGUUUAUUCACAAUUAAUACAAGACAUCAAUUUAACCAAAUAUAACACUAAUCUAAUUCAUUCAAACAUGUGGCCACAAACCCCUAAACUAUAUCAUCUACAUUAGAAAGUACAAUACAUUACUCAGAAACAAUACAAAAAUUAAACAAUUACAUACCUCAGCUGAGUGGGUACAGAGUAAAUGCAGAAAAUAUCUAAUUACAGAUGUAAAUCCACACAGCACUAUGUGGGAGCUCUGAUUACAGAGUGUCUCCACUUGCUACUCUGGAGCUCUUCCUGAAGUAUUUCAAACCAAGUGACGGCAUAUCUUUGAAGACCAAAUACUGUGAUUGAUUAUUUUAGGGGCUGUUUUGAUCUUGUGUGUGUGUCCUGGUGAACUGCUGAUCUUAUCAAUUCUCAGACCCUCAGCCAAUCAAAUUGCUUUAGGAGGAAUGUGGGGAUUCCUUUGUUCUACCAGGUGAUACGAUCACCUGCUUUGGUGGCUUUAGUCUUACUUUCUAUAUUUCUCUUAUGUGAGAAUAUACUGCUUUAAGGUUGAGAUUAUUAUGCUCGUCAUACUGUGGACAUUCAAACGAGACCAAACAUGGGUGUAUAUGUCCCUAAUGUUAGUCUGGGGUGAUACCUCCUGUGUUAAUGUGAGUUAGCGAGUGUAGGAUGCAUCUGUGUCUUGAGGCAGUCAGGCCUUGUUGCUGGAAUUUGGCUGUGAGGUUCUGGUCACUCAGUGGGGGCGCACCAGACCACGCCAAGGGAGGAUCGUCGUAAUGUGCUUCAACCAUUACAGAACCCCAUUAUGUCUGCGCCUGCCAUCCUGACACAUGUAUUGGACUCUCUACAACACCCAGUGUCAACCUGCAUUGUGUCUUAAUAACUGGCAACAGCUGUACUACGUUCACUGUCCUAUGCGUAGGCUGCCGUUAACACUAGCGCAGAGAUGGCUGUGUUUGGAGUGGUGCCGUAACCGGGAGACAUGGACUGAUUACGAGAGGUGUCAUACCAUGUUCAGCGACGAAUCUCGGUUCUGCAUUACCAUGGAUGAGUGUCGUGUGCAUGUAUGGUGGCAGUGAGGUAAGAGGACCAAUCCUGCCAAUGAGAGGAGAGAACCAAUCCUACCAAUGAGGGGAGAGGACCAAUCCUGCCAAUGAGAGAAGAGGACCAAUCCUGCCAAUGAGAGGAGAGGAACAAUCCUGCCAAUGAGGGGAGAGGACCAAUCCUGCCAAUGAGGGGAGAGGACCAAUCCUGCCAAUGAGGGGAGAGGACCAAUCCUGCCAAUGAGGGGAGCGGAACAAUCCUGCCAAUGAGAGAAGAGGACCGAUCCUGCCAAUGAGGGGAGAGGACCAAUCCUGCCAAUGAGAGGAGAGGACCAAUCCUGCCAAUGAGAGGAGAGACACACCAGCGUUACUCCUGGCAUCAUGGUGUGGGGAAUCAUAGGGUACGACUUCAUGUCAUCUUUGGCAGUGAUUCAGGGGACCCUGAGGGUACAGAGCUACAUCAGAGACAUCCUGCGUCCACGUGUCUUACUCCUCCUGAGACAGCACCCUGGUACAGUCUUUCGACAAGACAAAGCCUGUCCACUCGCGGCACAUGUGUCUAUGGACUGCCUGUGUCAUGUUGAGGUCCUCCUAUCCCUUACGAAAAUUUACCAUGGUUUUACUAUGAUUACUGACAUGGGACCAGCGGUGUUCCCAUACUGCCAACUGUGUUGUUCGUUUGAUCUGAUAUUAUAAUCAUUGAGAUACAGUCACAUUACCUGUCACCACAUUUAGAUUAAUUUAAUUUCCAUAACUUUGUCUGGGUGCUUUUUGUCACUGAGUGUAUAGGUAUAUAUGAAUUUUCCUAAUCUGCUUCGUUUUAGUGUUUAUUUUAUUAGUGCUUCUUUUUAUGAGUAACCGGAGCAAUAUAUAAACAUUUAUGAUAUAAAGGAAACGAGGAAACACAGGAGGCACCACAAAGCGGACUCGUAACCAUAAGUGUUAGUUAACUCAAAAUAACGCUGUAAUGACACCGCCGUUGGCAGCCAAAGCAUUUCUUUAAAGCGAUAAAAACUACAAAUACCAGGGCAAAUUGGGAUACCAUACUUAGGAAUCAUCAUAAUUUUUUUGACGAAAAGCAAAACGAAUUAUAUACUUAUAAAAUGAGUUUAUUGCUUUGACAAUUAUUCCGAUUUUAAAUUACAUGUAUAGAAUACGUUUCACGAAUAAUGUUUUAAAUAAAUGUGAAAAAUACCGUGUCAACUAUAAAACUAUAUGUUAAGCCAUAACCAUUUAGGACUCAAGGCAUGAUCUUUGUACACGGUUCCUAAGGUGUGGAAGAAGGAAACGCUUCGUUUCUACGUGUAUGGACCUGUCAGGUGACAGAGGGACUUGGGUAUUGGUUUAGUUGGUUGGUUGGUUUGUUGUUUAACAACAAAGGCAAUUGAUAUUUACAUGAAAAUAGCUAAAAGAUCAUCCAUCGGUAUGCGUACACGGAUCUUGUGAAACAGGACUAUUUAAUGCAAGGCAUCUCCUAUUUGCAGGCGAUCAGACUGCAGCAUGCUGGACACCGUGACCGCAGUGGUGAGGUUUUCUGUCUAUGGCAAUGGCAGCGUCCUCCCUACGUCAGCCGGGAACGCCUCCGCGGCCCCUACCUGGUAUCCGGAGCCAGAGACCAACAUCACCAGGCCACACAAGUGUCUCCAGAUCCUAUAUGAAGACAUUGGCACCUCUCGAGUACGUUUCUGGGAUGUGCUGCUGCUCGUGCCUAACGUGGCCUUCUUCGUGUUCCUGAUGUGGAAGCUGCCGUCGGCCCGAGCCAAGAUUCGUGUCACCUCCAGCCCUAUCUUCAUCACAUUCUACAUACUGGUGUUUGUGGUAGCUGCGGUGGGGAUCACACGUGCCAUUGUCUCCAUGACUGUAUGUGCCUCCAACGCUGCCACUAUCAUUGACAAGGUGCUCUGGGAGAUCACUCGCUUCUUCCUGCUCACCAUCGAGCUGAGUGUCAUCAUCUUGGGUUUGGCCUUUGGGCAUCUUGAGAGCAAGUCCAGCAUAAAACGUGUUCUGGCCAUAACUGCUGUGCUGGCACUGGUGUACUCCGUGUCACAGGGCACCUUGGAGAUCUUGUUCCCUGACCAGCACUUGUCUGCGGAGGACUUCAACAUCUAUGGCCAUGGGGGGCGCCACUUCUGGCUGGCCAGCUCCUGCUUCUUCUUCCUGGUUUAUUCUCUGAUAGUCAUCCUUCCGAAGACUCCGCUCAGGGAGAGACUGUCCCUGCCAUCCAGGAGAAGUUUCUACAUUUAUGCUGCCAUACUGUCAUUCCUCAACUUCUACCAGGGCCUGGGCAGUGCUCUGCUCUGUGCCGACAUUAUCCAGGGGCUGUGCUGUGUUGAUGUGACAACGUUCCUGUACUUCUCUGUGUUUGCGCCGCUGAUCUACAUCACGUUUCUCCGAGGGUUUUUUGGCUCGGAGCCCAAGGUCCUGUUCUCAUACAAGUCUCAGAUUGACGAGCCCGAUGACACAGAUGUGCACCUUCCCCCCACCACUGUUGUGGGCCGCAAGGUGCUCGGACGCGGCCCCUACUCCAACACGCAAAUUGACGGCUCAGCGGCUUACCUGGAUGAUGUCGUGUCUGGGCCCUUUGGGGUGGGCAGCAUCAACAAUGCCGACAGUGACCACUGGAGGCCCAUCAACGUCUAGAUUAUGGGUGGCUCCCAUAAGAAGAAGACAGAGAGGCCUGGUUAACGCCACCUUUCUAGGACCUGUUGACUUGUGGGAUCAGGCACAUCAGACACCGCCAAAACCUUCAGCAUGAGUUAUGACUUUUCUGCAAAGUCUAGACCUGAUGUUCAUAGCUAUCUUAAAUAGUCGUCCCCUAAAGGUUUGACAGCAAAGCAGGCCAAAAAUCCUAGGACAUGUGAUACCUUUUACAAGUACAUUCCCUUUUGACUCACUGGGUUUCUUAUUGUCUCGUAAUGCUAUAGUUAUCUUGGCACCUGUCUGUCGGCGCUGUGCCUCCUGGUUUAGAGAUCUGCAUCAGGGUAUUAAACAUCUAAGAAGCAAAUGCUUGUGUUAUAUUAAGUGUUUUGACUUUAGCAUUAUUGGUAUUAUCAGUAGAAUCAGUACUCGAUGUAUGUGUUAUGUUCAUUAUUUUACAUGAAGAAGCCCUGUAUGAAAACAGUGAGCUCUGAUGUUUGCAGGAUGAACGGCUCGCAUCUUGCGCACUGAUGUAUCUACGUAAUAAUUGCACGCUUGGCUUUUAUUCUUGGCUCCUUUCCAGUUGAGUUGUCUUAUUCUGUGAAUAGUGCACAUAUGUACACACACACUAUUACCCAGUGAUUCUCAAAGUGAAUCUGAGACAUGUUAAACACACCUUAAGCCUGGACUCCCUAAAAGAUUUUUGAAACCCGCAGAAGAGACAUCAGCGAUCAUUUGUUUCUCCGGUCAACAUUACUGAGCCAUGUAGGUUUGAGAUGAGUAUGAACACAGUGUUGCACACUGCUUUGAAUAAUUUUUACUGGUGCAUCUCCACUCAUUAGAUUCUGUUGUGGAUGUAUUUAUUUUUAUUCCUGAACCUGUCAUUGCCGCAAGUAUUUUAUGUGCAGAGGUAGUAUGUCUACAAAAUGAAUUACUAUUCUGUCUGCAAACUUGAUAAGUCAUUCGUGUAUGUUCAGUGCUUUUUGUGAUAACAUUUUUUCUGCAAGUCUAAACCUAAAACAAGGGGUUGGGGAAAGGGGAAAAACAAAAAUAUGGAAACUGGUAGGUCUCUCCAGUAAUUUUGAUCUAACAAUGCUGAUUGUGUACAGGUAGUCGUUCUAGGCUAUGCCUCUUGCUUAACUGUACCUUUUACCAGCAAAUUACCGUUACUGUCACAAUUUUAUGAAUGUCCUUAAACACAGUAGAAAAAAAAAUCUUUAUUUUUGUGCACUCUUGAUCAAAAUAAUGGGAUCAGAUGAGUAAUUAGCCAAAAAUUCCUGGAGAUGAAACUUAUGUAUACAUACAUAGUAGACGUCAGGUAAAGAUAAAAAUAUAUAUAUUUGUAUGUGAAUGGAUUGUUUUGAAAAAAAAAAUCUACAAUUUUAAUUAUUUCAUUACAAUAUUGCAUUAGGGAUUUUCUUCUGCAAGACAUUAAAUCAUGUGUUGAACAUUC